Panicum virgatum (switchgrass) is the source of this 1989-nucleotide messenger RNA. RefSeq names its product cyclin-B2-1-like. Gene Ontology annotation, biological process: mitotic cell cycle phase transition; regulation of cyclin-dependent protein serine/threonine kinase activity. Gene Ontology annotation, cellular component: cytoplasm; centrosome; nucleus. Gene Ontology annotation, molecular function: cyclin-dependent protein serine/threonine kinase regulator activity. The transcript has 10 exons. The record is from RefSeq and is a predicted model, not a curated record. Lineage: Eukaryota; Viridiplantae; Streptophyta; Magnoliopsida; Poales; Poaceae. Bases 458 to 1741 code for a protein of 427 amino acids.
UCUCGCCCAGCCUCGCCGCAUCUAGACAAACCCCCUUCCUUUCUCGUCCGCGAGCGUGACGACACCUCCCGAUUUCUCCCCCAAGAGCGAACAAACCACAAAAUAAAAAUCCGAACCUAAAUCUCCCUCUCAAUCUCUCUCCUCCUUCGAAUCCCAAGACGGCCAGAGAGGAGAGAGAGAGGGAGAGAGAGAGAGAGAAAGGGGGGCUAGAGAGACGUUGCCGUUGCUGCUGUUCUUAUUAACGUCGCCGCGGCCCCGCUGCGUUCGUAUGCUCCGCGUCGCCCCGGGGCUCCUGCGUCCAUAGGCACAGCCCGCCGCUCCUUCGCGAGGAUCGGAGGAGAGAAAGGGGAGGCCGGCCGAUCCGUCUCCUCCUCCUCCUCCUCCUGCGGGUGCGUCUGACGAAUCCCGGCUGGUUUCUCCACGGGGAUCUUGAUUCGGAUCCUGAGCGGCGUCGGGGAUGAAGGCGGCGGGGAAGGCGGCGGAUGAGAAUCGGAGGCCCGUGACGGGGAAGCCCGUGCCCGGCGUCCGAGAGAUGGGGAACCGGCGGGCGCUCACGGACAUCAAGAACCUCGUCGGGGCUGCCCCGUACCCCUGCGCCGUCGCCAAGAAGCCCAUGCUGCAGAAGAAUGGAAGGGAUGAGAAGAAGCCGGCGUUUGCAAGCAGCCGGCCCAUGACCAGGAAAUUCGCCGCCUCCUUGGCGAGCAAAGGAGAACCUGAACGUCAGGUGACCACAACUGAUCCAGGACUUGGAGCUGAUCACAACAACGAACCGAUCGGCGAUGGCACCAUCGACAUCGACAUCGACGUGGAACAGUACGAGCCGGUCCCCGAUGUUGACAUUGACAUGGAUGAGACAGAUCACAAGGACAGUAUGAACGAAGAUGAAUUUAUCAUGGACAUUGACAGUGUGAACUCGGGGAACCCGCUUGCAGCAACUGAAUACGUCGAAGAGCUUUACAAGUUUUACAGAGAAAAUGAGGCAAAAAGUUGUGUAAAGCCUGAUUACAUGUCCAGCCAACAAGAUAUAAACGCAAAGAUGAGAGCAAUUCUGAUUGAUUGGCUCAUUGAGGUGCAUUACAAGUUCGAACUGAUGGAUGAGACACUGUUUCUUACAGUAAACAUAAUAGAUAGAUUUUUGGAAAAGCAAGUGGUUCCAAGGAAGAAGUUGCAGCUAGUGGGAGUAACAGCUAUGCUUCUUGCUUGCAAAUAUGAGGAGGUCUCAGUUCCAGUUGUUGAAGACCUAGUACUCAUUUCUGACAGAGCCUACACGAAAGGGCAGAUUCUAGAAAUGGAAAAGUUGAUUCUGAACACACUUCAGUUCAAUAUGUCUGUUCCAACACCAUAUGUCUUCAUGAUGAGGUUUCUGAAAGCAGCAGAUUCAGAUAAACAGCUAGAGCUAGUGUCCUUUUUCAUGCUGGAGCUUUGCCUGGUUGAAUACCAAAUGCUGAAGUACCAGCCUUCGCUUCUAGCUGCUGCUGCAGUUUACACUGCGCAAUGUGCUGUCAAUCGCUGUCAGCACUGGACAAAGGUUUGCGAGUCACAUAGCAAAUACACUGGCGACCAACUCCUUGAGUGCUCGAGGAUGAUGGUAGACUUUCACCAGAAGGCUGGAACCGGCAAGCUCACCGGUGUACACAGGAAAUACAGUACGUUCAAGUUUGGGUGCGCAGCCAAGGUUGAGCCUGCGCUGUUCUUGCUGGAGUCAGGAGGCACAUCGCCUCCAUCUUCAGGCACAAUCUAGUUGAAUCUCUCUAUCCAACUGGAUCAAUUUUAACCUUUUCCAGGAAUUUCCUUGGAGAGCUUCUGCUUAUGAUAAUAUAACAUUUGUUUUUUAUCUAUGUCGUGAAUGACAUUAGUGGUGGUCGGUCGGUCGGUCAGUCAAGUCCGGCUAAUAACGAAUUGGCCUGUUUUACUGUUUUAGGAAUUGCUGUUGGAACCUUGUAAAGAAAACAAGUUCUUGAUAUCUCUCAUUUCGUUGUUCCUUCGAUU